Messenger RNA from Cervus elaphus (red deer), 3069 nucleotides. Its product is annotated as low-density lipoprotein receptor-related protein 11-like. Lineage: Eukaryota; Metazoa; Chordata; Mammalia; Artiodactyla; Cervidae. The record is from RefSeq and is a predicted model, not a curated record. The coding region runs from base 295 to 1794 and encodes 499 amino acids. The transcript is spliced from 8 exons.
ACCCGGGCUCCUGGCAGAGAGACGCCGUCGCACCCGGGCUCACGGCAAGGGACGAGGAGCGGCGCCAGGGCGACGGGCCGGCUCUGCCUCCAGCCGCUACGAUUCCCGCCGGCGACCGCGAGCCUGCGGCCUCGGGGGCGCAGCGGGGCCCCGGGGAGGCCGCGCUUUGAGGUCCCCGGCUCCCAGCGCCCGCCGCGGCAGCGCCGGAGAAUCCCGGGGCCGGCGCUCGCCCGUUUCCGUCUCCCUCGCACUCUGACGCCCAGCGUCGCCUCACUUCCUCCGCCGCCGCCCGCCAUGGCCUCCGCCGCCCGGGAGGGCGCGGGCUCGGGGCGCAGGCGCCCGCCGCCGCGCCGGGCCCUGCCCGGCCUGCUGCUGCUGUGCUUGUGGCUGCCCGGUGGCCGCGCGGCCGGCUCGCCCUCCGCGCCGCUGUCCGAGCUGCACGCGCAGCUCUCGGGCGUGGAGCAGCUGCUGGAGGAGUUCCGCCGACAGCUGCAGCAGGAAAGGCCGCAGGAGGAGCUGGAGCUCGAGCUGCGCGCGGGCGGCGACCCCCAGGAAGGCUGCCCGGGCCCCGGGGGCGGCGGCUACAGGGCUAGGCCCGACGCCAUCAUCCGCACCAAGGACUCGAUCGCGGCCGGCGCCAGCUUCCUGAGCGCGCCGGCGGCCGUGCGGGACUGGCGGCAGUGCCUGCAGGCUUGCUGCCUCGAGCCGCGCUGCUCCGUGGCCGUGGUGGAGCUGCCCCGGCGGCCCGCGCCCCCGGCCGCCGCGCUCGGCUGCUAUCUCUUCAACUGCACCUGGCGCGGCCGCAGCGUCUGCAAGUUCGCGCUGCACCGAGGUUACAGCAGCUACAGCCUCAGCCGCGCCCCAGAGGGCGAGCAGGAAGGCCUGGAAGCCGGCGCCCAGGCCCUCGCCCGGGCCUCGCCUCGGCUGGAAAAGGACGAGCCUCCACUCAGCAAGGCAGGGCAGGAUGUGGUUUUGCAUCUGCCCACAGAUGGCGUGAUUCUGGACGGCCGAGAAAGCACAGAUGACCACGCCAUCGUCCAGUAUGAGUGGACACUGCUGCAAGGUGACCCGACAGUGGACAUGAAGGUGCCUCAGUCCGGAACCCUGAAGCUGUCCCACCUGCGGGAAGGAACAUACACCCUUCAGUUGACAGUGGUGGACACUGCUGGGCAGAGGAGCUCCGACAACGUGUCAGUGACCGUGCUUCCCGUGGCCUUCUCCACAGGAGGUGUAAUAGAAGAAGUGAAAACCAUGAAGUCCUGGGAAACACAGAUUGAAACACUCAGAGACAUCAGGGACCACCUGUGUGACUUUACACUGGAGAAACCCACGGUCAUGGACCCUCUCACCCUGCAGGCCUGGAUGACAUGUCACUGUGAGGAUGACAGAAACAUCAGUGGAUCCUGGCAGUUUGGCUUGAAUGGACAAAUGAGCCUCCACUUUGAUUCGGAGAAUGGACACUGGAGAGUUGAUCCCCCUGGAGGCAGAUGGAUGAAAGAGAAGUGGGAGAAUGACAGAGCUGUGACCGAGUUCCUGAAGAAGGUCUCCAUGGGAGACUGCCGGGCCUGGAUUCAGGCUUUCAUGGUGUGCUGGGAGAAAAUGCUGAAGACCUCGGCAUCACCGACCACGGGCCCCCCUGCAGUCCAGCCCAGGGCUACAGCCAUCAGUCACACCGCCUGGAUUGCUCCUGUGGUUCUCACCAGUUUCUUCAUCAUAGUAGCCUGGAGCCUUUACAAGAAGAGGAGACGGUGUUCCCAGAAAGCCGAUGACAGGCUCUGUUGGCCUCAGGAAUGAGUCUUUGCUUGGCCGCUGUCCUUCUCUUGCUGUUCAUUUUAGAGCCAAGAAGUCAGACGUUCGGAAUCCCAAGUCUGUCUAUGAGUUAUGAUGACACAGUGGCUGCACCAUCUCGUGUCUCUUGUCACAUCUGAUGAACAUCCUCCUCAACCUCUUUAUUUUUUUCAAAUUAUUAUUAUUAUUGUUAUUUUCAAAUCUCCUUUCCCAUUUUCUCUUGGUGUUGAGUGAUGCAGUCUCUGCACUGAUACUUUCAACUAUUAGAACAAGAGAUCACCACAGACAUAAUACUUUCAAUCUUCUAGUUUUUGGAAAAUUAGACUUUCCCCUGCAUCGUGACCUUAUUCUUAAAAAUGAUGAUAUUGCUUGAAAAAUACAAUUGCUUUUGCAGGACUCAGUGAUUUUUUUUUCUAUAUCCAGAGAAACAACUUCAUUAUAAUUUCAAAGGAGUAAAAUUUUACAUUGACUUGUUCCCUUCAUACUAUUACCCUAUUUGUGCUGAGUCAUGUUCGACUCUUUGCAACCCCAUGGACUACCAGUCUUCUCUGUCCAUGGGAUUUCCCAAGCAAGAAUACUGGAGUGGGUUGCUAUUUCCUUCUCCAGGGGAUCUACCUGAUCCAGGGAUCAAACUCAUGUCUCCUGUGUCUCCUGUUCCUCACUCGCUGGCAGGCUGAUUCUUUACCACAAGCACCACCUGGGAAGCCUUUAUACUGAUUCUUAAGUCAUCAUCUCUAUAUUGCAGAAAAGUUAAGUCCUUCAUGCCUGUUUUCUAAUCCAGGAGAAAAGUCAUGGUAUUUCACCAUUCCUCCCCAUGAUGGCAUUAAAUAAAACCAAUGAUAAUGCUUUAUCUCUUGUGGAAACAGAGAAUUUAAGGAUCACUCCUAAAGUAAUAUGCAGUCCAGUUGUGAACUGAUCCUUAAAUUCUCUGGAUUUUUAAAAGUAUAUUUCACCAUAUCCCAACAGUAGGUCAUGUGUUCACCCUACUAUGCAGCCAUCUGAGUGUUAGUUCCAGGCUAGAAAACAUAGACUAAAAGCCAUGUAGAUAGAGGCCAACCUCAGAGAUAUUGUGGGCUGGGUUCCAGACCAGGGCAAUAAAGUAAAUGUCACAAUAAAGAGAAUCACACAUUUUUUCAUUUCCACUGCACAUAAUAGUAUGUUGAUAUGGAAGUCUGUUAAGUAUGCAAUACCUUUAUGUCUAAAUGAACAAUGUACAGACCUUAAUACACAACACUUUGUUUCUAAAAUAAAAUAUGUUGGACAACAUCUGAGCCUCCAGGG